GAGAGAGCGAAAAGGGGAGAGAGAGAGAGAGAGAUUAGGAGCGCGUGACGGCGCUGUCUCCUCGCGCAGCGGAGACCUGUUCGUCAGAAGUGACUGGCUAUUUCUUCAAGUCUGAGAAACCCGGAGACAAAGCCAUCAUGUGCAGGCGGGGACAGGCGAGUGUUCGCGUCUUCCGCACAAUAUUUGGACUGUCAAGAAGUCAACGGUCUGACAGUGCUGCGUUCUGACUGAUAUUACCAAAUUGACUGGCGACAAAUCACAGAGGAGCCUUUCUCCCGCUCUUUGCUCGUCCAUCUAUAAAAUACUCAGAAGCUCCUCCUGCUGACUUUUUAUCCCCUGUGGCUAUGGAGAACCUCAGUGAGCUCCAGAACCCCUUGUUGGACAAAAACAGUAAGCAUAUGGUCAACGGUUAUGGGGGGGACUUCCAUAAUAACCAGUACCAGGAAAACAUUAUGAAUUAUUUGGCUGGAGGAGGAGGCGGAGGUGGUGGUGGAGGUGGAGAAGGAGGAGGAGAAGGAGGAGGAGGAGGAGGUAAAGUAAAUAACAGCACUGUUGCGAGCAGCGGAGGUUACAACACCAACGGGAAGGUGAAAUCUCAGCAACUUUUGGACGCCACCUCGCUGCAUCUGGCCGUAGAGGCCUUCUACAGGCCCAACUUCAUCCUUUACAAGGAGGACAGCGGCAGCAUCAAGGCUAAGGAAUACAAAAGUGAGUGCUGCGAGACCACGUUCACCGAGAAGAAGGCCAAGGAGGCGUCCAUCAGCGUAGGGGCGGACACACCUGGCACAGAGGAUCCUCAGACGAAGCUGCUGGAGGACGGCGAAAACAUCAAGAUUCAGACGGUUUCCUACGAGGUAGAGGAGGAGGAGUAUGUGGAGUACGAGACAGACUGCUCCAGUGACAGCGAGAGUGAGGACAACUUCAUUGUCGUCCCUCCGCGAGAUCACCUCGGCCUGGCCAUCUUCUCCAUGCUCUGCUGCUUCUGGCCUCUGGGGAUUGCAGCCUUUUACUUCUCACAGGGGACCACCAAGGCGGUGAACAAAGGUGACUUCCCCCUGGCCAACAUCGCCUCCCGACGGGCUUUGUUCCUGGCUGCCCUCUCCAUCACUAUAGGCACUGGUGUGUAUGUGGGUGUGGUGGUAGCUCUCAUUGCCUACCUUUCUAAACCAGGACACAUAUAGCAGCCACAGCUUCCGCCCUCCACACACCUCCAGGGAGCCCAGGAGAAGCGCAACACCUCUGGGGAACAGCAUUACCCCUGCAGACUUCAAAGAAAGUUUUUCGGGGAUGUACAGUUUUACCCCGUCCUCCUCCUCCUCCUCUUCCUCCUCCACCUACCUGCCCUUUUUCCCCACUGGCCCUCCAUCCGCCAAGAUAAGCCACAAUGUCUGGAUAGAGGUCAAGAUGGAGGGUGAGAAGAGGAGGAUUGGGGAUAAUCUUAAGUUUUCUAGGGAGAGGGUUUGAGUAUCAGACGUAUGUUGGAGCCCAGUUUGCAUCCCACUUACUUAAGCCUCUGUUGGCUUUGUCCACUUUUGGCUGGUUUUUAUCUUUUAAGACCCCACAGAAACACUGAAGAGAAAUGACUAUACAAUAGCUCCUUGGACUUGAGUGACUAAUAGAAAAAUGGAGCCUGAGGACAGUUGAAACACACACAUCAUAAAUCCUAAACCAAGUUAUUGUUAUCGGAGCUGGUGAAAAGAUCGGAGCGUUUCUGUGGAGGACUGUCACGUGCCAACUCAUCAACUCCAAAUACUAGGACUCUGAUGAAAAAGUGGAGAACAAAAACACUUUCUCACUUUCUAAAAUCAAGACUAAGGAGGGUUCUCAGUUCUUGAGAAAAGGAGAAAAAUAGUAGUUUUGGGAACGGAGGCGAGAAGUGGGAUGGCAUGAGUUACAAGAAUCUCACUGGAGCCUGAGACCUGUAUUUUACCCCAAAGACAAUGCGCAUCCAUUAAAGAUGUGCCACGACAUCAAACAACAAGUUUGUGCCAGAUAUAGUUUGCCAACAUACAUGCGUUUGUCCUUUUAUGUUGUAACUGCUGUAUUCAGUCACCUUGAAUCACUCUGAGAAGGUAAGGCACCGACGGUGAGGUUGGCCAUAACGGGAGCUGAAAUGGUGUCCAAUACCGCGCGUGCGCCCAAACAAAAAAAAUAAUAAAGAAAUCACAGCAUCUGGUAACAGUGGACAGAGAAAUCAUGACGGUGUCACUGAGAGCUGGGCCUUACGUAUCCUGCAGGGCUGCACAUAUAAACAAAGAAUGUAGCUGUAAACACUUCCUUUUCUGCAUGUCUCUACCUAUGCCAGCACAAGACUGCUCCACACCACUGAGUAGAUUUAGAGCCUUUUUGUCGGAUCAUUCAAAAAAAAGACAAAAAAAGAAAGAAAGAAGCUUAAACUUUAAAUUGUUCUGUGACGAGGCUCGUUCUUUGUGCAAUACUUAAACCAACGUCUCUCUAUUUAGCCAUUUAAACAAAGAGCAUUUCAUGGAAAUAUAGCAUUGAGACAUUGUGAGUUUGUUUUUCGAGAGUUCAUCUUCAGCUGAAAAGAACAGGCGCACCAAGGCCACCGAUUAAGUUUAUAACGAAGGGCUUAUUAAUGAUUGAAACUUUGGUUUUAUUUUAUUUUCCCUUUAUUGUAUGUUACACACUUAACUUGAGGUGAGGUGACAUGACACAGUUGGUUUUCCCUGCACAGGUCGCGCAUUAGUCAUACCUGACAUUUAUGGUGCACAAUUAGUUCCCGGUAAUGGCUUCUUUUUUUCUGAGGGAAAUGUGUGUGUGUGUGUGUGUACUCUCUGGAGCUUAGACCUAAAAUAGCACAACAACAUUCAUUUCACUAAUAAGCCACUUUUGGCAUCACUGGUUUCUGUCAGACCCUACACGUAAACAAUCCAUUUAGGCAACCUCGACUCUUAAGAACAUUUUAAAACAAACAAUGGAAAGUCCGUUCUGUUGUGCUAAUGAAGACUGAAUGUUGAAGGUUCCUGUGUUUGCUUGGCUUUACUUGAACCUGCAGACAGAACUGGAAGUUACUGUGUGAAUGUUCGGGUCGUCUGAAAAAGUAAUUAACUGACCACUGAUUGGUUUGUUUGCAUGGAGCCCGAUGACUUCUGACCUCUUCUGAACAUGUGAUAAUUCAUGAGCAGCUGAUUCCAGGUCAGUGUAUGCACACACACACACACACACACACACACACACUGUAACUGUACUGAAGUGUUUGCUUUCAUUUCUUGGGGAAACGUUUCCUGCUGACAAUGAUGAACUUGUUUUGUGUUAUGUCGCGUGUCAUUAAGCUGAUGUGUUUUUAUCUGGCCUCUUUGGAAAACCUGGUGUUGUUCAGUGUGUUACGACGGUAUGUUGGUUUUCCUCCUCAUCCUCAUCUCAGUGAGCUGAUGUGUACACAACCACGCGACAAAGACGUUCUGCUGAAUUCAUUCCUCAACGCCAGAGUGACCGUGCUCUCUUUGUCUUGUGCUUUUGGGCCAAAUUCAAGAAGAUGACUUUGUUUUUUUUAAUAAUUAUUAUUAUUAUUAUUGUUAUUUAAUUUAUGUUUUGUUUUGUUUUUCUAUCUUGUGUGAAGGCAACAUGUACAUAAUGCAAAUAAAGACAUGUUCAAAUGUAAUGAAAAAUGAAAAAUAAAUGAGAAAGGAAGGACAGCCUUUCUAAAAA
Molecule: messenger RNA, 3669 nt
Organism: Solea senegalensis (Senegalese sole)
Lineage: Eukaryota; Metazoa; Chordata; Actinopteri; Pleuronectiformes; Soleidae
Gene: syndig1l
Product: synapse differentiation inducing 1-like
Exons: 4
Coding region: 345-1181 (278 amino acids)
Cellular component (GO): intracellular membrane-bounded organelle; membrane
Source: RefSeq, a predicted model, not a curated record